This is a messenger RNA of Spirodela intermedia, 1035 nucleotides long. The record is from the annotation of a GenBank genome assembly. NCBI's taxonomy places the organism in Eukaryota, Viridiplantae, Streptophyta, Magnoliopsida, Alismatales, Araceae.
AUGGCGGAGACGAAUCUCGCCGCCGGGGCCGCUGGCGGCGCCACCUUCUCCUUGCUAUCCGAUGACGUCGUGCUAAACAUCUUCAUGAAACUGGAGGGCGAUCCGCGCGACUGGGGGCGCAUCGCCUGCGUCUCCACUCGCUUCUCCGCCCUCGUCAACGACUGCUGCUACCGCCUCAAGUGCUCCCGAUGCAUCCCUUCCCUCGUCUCCGAUCUCUUCUCCACUUUCCCGUCCUCCGGUCAAGCCGCCCCUCUCGCCUCCUCUGUAGUCGCCGGCGCCCUUGCGCCUCCUGGCGGCUGGUCCGCCCUUCACAAGCUCUCUAUCUGCUGCCCGGGCCUCCUCCAUGCCGGAGUUCUCCUCGAGAACUCUGACUUCGGCCUCGAGCGCGAGAUCGGCCCCGACGAGAACUACCGCCAGGUCCGAGCCCGCGCCUGCGACUCGCCACCGCCGCCGUCGUCUUCCUCUCCUUCCUCCUCUGCCUCUUCUGCCGACUGCAGCUGGUCGCUCUUCGACGACCUCUACUUCGAUGCAAUGUGCGACGCGUCCGAGGCACCGGCGGCCCCCUCGCCGGCGGUCGCAGAACCGGACGUCGGCGGCGGCGGCGAGGACACCAGAAGGGAGCGGAAGAAGGCGCGAUGUGAGCGUUCCCACGUCUCCUCCGGCGGCGCCUGGAGCCUAACCCGGGAGCAGGGCAACAAGCUCCUCGCCGGCCGCUUCCGGGAGGACUCUCUCUACAUCUGCAACUGGCCCGGCUGCGUCCACGAGGAGGAGAAGCGCAAGUACAUGCUCUUCCAGGGAUUCUUCAAGGACUUCAAGCGGUCUCGGGUCUGGAGGACGAUCAACGACGGGCACCGGAGCAAGAUCGCCCUCAACUGCGCUUUCUGCUCAUGCCGGGGGACAUGGGACCUUCACUCGGCCUUCUGUCUGCGGCGAGUCUUCGGUUUCCACGACGACGGCGACCCCGUCGUCAGGGCCUUCGUCUGCGAGAACGGGCAUGUCUCCGGAGCGUGGACUGAGCAGCCAUCGAACACCUGA